Tripterygium wilfordii is the source of this 1285-nucleotide messenger RNA. RefSeq names its product probable prolyl 4-hydroxylase 7. Gene Ontology annotation, cellular component: endoplasmic reticulum. NCBI's taxonomy places the organism in Eukaryota, Viridiplantae, Streptophyta, Magnoliopsida, Celastrales, Celastraceae. Gene Ontology annotation, biological process: peptidyl-proline hydroxylation to 4-hydroxy-L-proline. The transcript has 8 exons. The coding region runs from base 123 to 1067 and encodes 314 amino acids. The record is from RefSeq and is a predicted model, not a curated record. Gene Ontology annotation, molecular function: L-ascorbic acid binding; iron ion binding; procollagen-proline 4-dioxygenase activity.
UGAAUGUUGAUCUGGAAAGGGAAAUUAUCAGAACCCAUCGUUUCCCUUGAAUCUGUGGAAUCAUAAAAUCCCCCUUAAACAGCUUCUCUCUGUCAGAGAUUUAGACAUUCUAGAAUUUUCGUAUGGAGACUCGCUGUUGUCUCUCCCUUUCUCUCUGUUUCCUCCUCCUCCUCCCUCUCCGCUCCAAUUCUUCCUGGUUCAGCGACCAGAAGACGUCCGGAUCGUUGCUUAGAUUGAAAAAUGGAGGCUUUUCUGCUGCAUUUGACCCCACAAGGGUCACUCAGCUAUCGUGGCGUCCCAGGGCUUUUCUCUACGAGGGCUUUUUGACAGACAAGGAGUGUGAUCAUCUCGUCAAUCUGGCGAGGGAUAAGCUGGAAAAGUCAAUGGUGGCAGAUAACGAGUCCGGUAAGAGUAUAGCGAGUGAAGUGCGUACAAGCUCUGGCAUGUUUCUUGGUAAAGCUCAGGAUGAUGUAGUAGCUGGUAUUGAGGCCAGGAUUGCAGCAUGGACCUUCCUUCCAGUAGAAAACGGAGAGUCCAUUCAAAUACUGCAUUAUGAGCAUGGUCAAAAGUAUGAGCCACAUUAUGAUUUUUUUCACGACAAGGCGAAUCAAGCACUGGGUGGCCACCGAGUUGCCACUGUCUUGAUGUAUUUGUCCAAUGUUGACAAGGGUGGAGAAACAAUCUUCCCCAACUCAGAGGAAAAAUUGUCUCAAUCAAAGGAUGACAGCUGGUCUGACUGUGCUAAAUCUGGCUAUGCAGUGAAAGCCAAGAAGGGUGAUGCAUUGCUAUUCUUCAGUCUUUAUCCCGAUGCAACUACAGAUACAAACAGCUUGCAUGGGAGCUGCCCAGUCAUUGAGGGCGAGAAGUGGUCUGCGACGAAGUGGAUCCAUGUCAGGUCCUUUGACAAACCAGCAGCAUACUCGGAUGACGGGGAUUGUGUUGAUAAGAAUGACAGCUGCCCUACUUGGGCAAAGUUGGGUGAGUGUGACAAGAACCCCCUCUAUAUGGUGGGUUCCGAGGGGUAUAGCGGAUAUUGUAGGAAGAGUUGCAACGUAUGCUCAUCCUAGACGUCCUCUCCCUUCAAUGGUUCGUACUUAUUAUACUCAGAGUUCCAAUGCAUGGGAUGUACAUACAUUGAUCCAUGUCCUCUUAGCCAGCAGGAAGGGGUGAUGCAUUUCCUGUUUAAAUUUUAAUUUUUAAGGAGGUAAUUGUAUGUCUUUACGUAAAAUUUGUAGAGCAUGACUAUAAAUAAAGAAAAGCUGGCAGAAACACCCUUAUAUGAGAA